This is a messenger RNA of Monosiga brevicollis MX1, 1914 nucleotides long. RefSeq lists its product as uncharacterized. Bases 1 to 1914 code for a protein of 637 amino acids. NCBI's taxonomy places the organism in Eukaryota, Choanoflagellata, Craspedida, Salpingoecidae. Gene Ontology annotation, molecular function: ribonucleoside-diphosphate reductase activity, thioredoxin disulfide as acceptor. The record is from RefSeq and is a predicted model, not a curated record. The transcript has 2 exons.
AUGUAUCGCGCCACGCGUCGACUCGCCACCGCGGCCACCGCGACCACGAAUCCCUCCGAGCUCCUUUCCGACCUGACGGUCCAUGCCAAAUAUGCCCGCUAUGUGCCAGAGCUUCGGCGUCGUGAAACGUGGCAUGAGCUGGUGGCUCGCAACGAGGCGCUGCACACGGAGCGCUUUCCGGAGCUGCGUGACGACAUCCGCCGCGCCUACCAACACGUCUAUGCCAAGCGCGUCCUGCCCUCGAUGCGGUCCCUCCAGUUUGCCGGUCCGGCCCUGGAAACAAACAACACCCGCAUGUUCAAUUGCAGCUUUGCGCCCCUCAACCACGUGGACACCUUUGGUGAACUAAUGUUCCUCCUUCUCAGCGGCUGCGGUGCCGGCUAUAGCGUGCAAGCACAUCACAUCGCUCAGCUUCCUCGUCUCUUGCGCCCCCGCACUGAUGCCCAUCGCACCUUUGUCAUCCCUGACUCAAUUGAAGGCUGGGCCGAGGGCCUACGUACUCUUCUGGAAACCUAUCUGCCCGCGUCGGGUCAGCGCCAACCCUCGGUCCGCCUCGACUACUCCCAAAUCCGCCCCAAAGGUAGUCCCCUCCGCACUGCUGGUGGUCGGGCCCCUGGCCCCGAUGUCCUGCGCUCAGCCUUUGUCGCUAUCGAGCAACGUUUGACCUCGCUCUCGGACGGCCAGCCCCUCGCCUCUAUCGACGCCCACGACAUCAUGUGCCACGCCGCCACCGCCGUGGCCUCAGGGGGCAUUCGCCGCUCCGCUCUCAUUAGUCUCUUCUCCCCGGGCGAUGAGGCCAUGCUGAGCGCCAAGAGUGGGUCCUGGUGGGAAUCCAAUAGCCAGCGCGCCAUGGCCAACAACUCCGUCGUCCUGGAACGCGAACGCCUGAGCCACGGCGAGUUUGCCGAUCUCUGGACGCAAAUUCGCGCUUCAGGAAGCGGCGAGCCUGGCGUAUACUUUACCCAUGACCGUGACUGGGGUACCAACCCCUGCUGCGAGAUUGCACUCGAGCCCUUUCAGUUUUGCAACUUGACGGAGAUCAACGCCAGCAUCGUUCGCACUCAGGCCGACCUGGACGAGUUGGCGCACACGGCUGCCUUUAUUGGUACCUUACAAGCCUCCUCCACCGAUUUUCACUUUUUGCGCCCGCAGUGGCGUGCCGUGACCGAAGCCGCCGCCCUGGUUGGCGUCAGCAUGACUGGCAUUGCCAGUGGGACAGUUUUGAACAAAGAUCUGGCCCGCGCCGCCCGUACGGCUGUCGCUGCCAAUCAACGUGCAGCUGCACAGAUUGGCAUCCAGUCGGCAGCUCGCGUCACCACGGUCAAACCGGCAGGAACCACGAGCCUUGUCCUGGGCACCUCAAGCGGCGUGCACGCGUGGCAUAGUCCCUAUUAUCUGCGUCGCGUUCGAGUCAACAAAUCCGAGGCCAUAUACUACUAUCUCCAGGCCACCAACCCCGGCCUGCUGGAAGACGAUCAAAUGGCGCCCGAAACUACCGCCGUCAUUGCCUUUCCUCAAAAGGCGCCCAGCAAUGCCCUUCUUCGCUCCGAGUCAGCCCUCGACCUCUUGCACCGUGUGCAAAAGCUUCACCAACACUGGAUCCUUCCCGGUCACGCCUGGGGCGCCAACACCAAUAACGUCUCCACCACCGUCUCAGUCAAGCCGCACGAGUGGGAGGCCGUGGGCAACUGGAUGUGGGAGAAUCGCGGCGCCUACAAUGGCCUGUGUGUCCUCCCGUUUGACGACCAUACUUAUGUGCAAGCGCCAUUUGAAGAGUGCGAUCAAGCGACCUUUGAGCGGCUCUUGCCGCAAGUCAAGAGCCUCGACUUCUCGCAGGUCGUUGAGGACGAGGACGAUACAGCCUUUCACAUGGCUCCGGCCUGCGCCGGCCAGCAAUGCGAAAUUGCACCCUAA